AUGAUUACUGUAGUUCAGUCCGUUUCCAUAUUUCAUUCUGAUGAUAAAUACACUCUUACCCCAGAAGAUCUUCUAAAAUCAUCUCUCUUAUUACUUUUCUUGGCUUCUGUAGUAACAAAUUCAUAUAUCCUUGACAAUAACAGUGGUCAGUUAAAACUCAGUUUAAAAAAACUUCUACAUAUUCUUGCUUCUGAUAUUGAAUGGUCCUAUCUGACUGGUAAUCUCCAACCUUCAAAUACUUCACCUAGUGGAAAAACAUCUUCACAAGGAGAGCUUGACACGCAACUUGAGAGCAUCGAAGAAAAAUAUGUUGCUUUGUUAUCUCAACUUCCUCAAAAAAGACAAAAACUUAACUUUCAAAAUUCUUCAUCUAAACUCUCAAAUAACAAAACUAUAUAUCAAAAUUUUAAAGAAACUUCUUCUGCUGAACUUUCUUAUAUAAAAUCUAGCUCACAGAUUAUUAAUAAUAAACGUAAUUUGCAAUAUAUAAAUGAAACUCUUGUCUCUACUAUUUCUCGUAUAGUAGAAAAACCUACCUCCCCUAUUAAUGAUAAUGAUCUCACUAAACCUACUUGCUCUGAUACUUCUGCUCUUCAGAGCAAAGUACCUGAAACUAAUAAAAGAUGUUUGAAACCACUUCUACUUGCAAAAAAAUAA
Messenger RNA from Racocetra persica, 657 nucleotides. Lineage: Eukaryota; Fungi; Glomeromycota; Glomeromycetes; Diversisporales; Gigasporaceae. The record is from the annotation of a GenBank genome assembly.